AUGUCAGCGUCCAGCUGGUACAACGGCAUUGCUCGGAGGAAUCUUGGCAACCGCGGCGGUCCGUGCCGAGGCGAGGCUGAAUGGGACCCGUCACAUCAGACGAGCUUGCGCGGGACCCAGGCCCGGCUGGGGAGACCACGCCGCUGCACGCUGAGCCACCAUAUGGGCCUGAUUGACGAAGCAGCCAGAAUGAAGACAGCACGUAAGGGUUCGGAGACGUCAAGAAUGGACAUUCUACAUCGAGAAUCCUCGUGGAGCCGGAGGACUCUGCUGCUGCUCUACGUGGCUCUGGAGCUUAUCACCGUCCACUGCUCCGCCGCGGCGGGCGCGCUGGAGCUACAGCUGGACGAAGAGCAGCCGGCGGGCACCAUCGUUGGCGACAUCAGCGCUGGGCUGCCCCCUGGCACCACGGCGUACCUCUACUUCAUCUCCGACCACGAGGGCACCGGGGUGGGCAGCGAUCUGGACAUAGAUGAGAACACGGGCAUCAUUAAGACGGCGAAAGUGUUGGAUCGCGAGGUCAGGGACCGGUAUAACUUCAUCGCCGUCACAAUGACAGGAAUUACAGUGGAGGUCUCGAUUAUGGUUAACGAUAUCAACGAUCAUGCACCGACAUUCCCCAGGAAAAGGGCCACAUUCAAAAUUCCUGAGCAAACAGCAAUAGGCACUAGAUUUCCAUUGGAGCCUGCUGUUGAUGCUGAUAAGGACCAGUUGACCACACAGGGAUACCUGAUAAAGGAUGGUAACGAUGGACAAGCUUUCCUCCUGGAGACCAAAAGAGGGUCCAACCACGUGCUUUACUUGGACCUGGUAGUCAACACCAUCUUAGACAGGGAAAAGCGGUCUACGUACACUCUCCUGCUGGAGGCUUUCGAUAGUGGAUCUCCAAAGAAGACUGGACAGAUGAUCUUAGACGUGACUGUGCAGGAUAUCAACGACAACGCCCCUGUAUUUAACCAGAGCCGGUACCAUGCCACCAUCUCUGAGAAUCUUCAGCCUGGGAACAACAUUGUACAGGUGUUUGCUUCUGAUGCUGAUGAAGGAGAUAAUGGGCUCGUUCUGUAUGAGAUCAACCGGAGGCAGAGUGAUCCAGACCGAUACUUUGUCAUUGAUCCUCGCUCGGGAAUCAUCACUCUGAACAAAGCCUUGGACUAUGAGAUGAGAAAGGUCCAUGAACUCGUGGUGCAGGCACGAGACAACGCCACCCAGCCGGAGAUUACCAAUGCCUUUGUCACCAUCAAUGUCCGAGACUACAAUGACAACCAGCCCACCAUGACCAUCAUCUUCCUCAGUGAAGAUGGAUCCCCACGGAUUUCUGAGGGUGCCCAGCCCGGCCAGUAUGUAGCCCGGAUCUCCGUGACCGACCCAGACUACGGGGAGUAUGCCAACGUCAACGUCUCCCUCGAGGGGGGCGAAGGGAAAUUCGGUCUGACCACUAAAGACAGCAUCAUCUACCUCAUGUGCGUGGACCAGAUCCUGGACCGCGAGGAGAGGGACUCGUACCAGCUUCGCGUCAUGGCGACCGACUCUGGAACACCGCCCUUGCGAGCUGAGUCCUCCUUCACCAUCGAGGUCACCGACGUCAACGACAACCCGCCUUUCUUCGACCAGCAGGUAUACACGCAGGUCAUUCCAGAGGUGGUGUUUCCAGGGAGCUUCGUCGUACAGGUCACGGCCAGAGACAAAGACCAAGGGCCCAAUGGGGACGUCCACUACAGUAUACUUCAGGACCAUGGAACUCACGAGGAGUGGUUUGGCAUAGAUGCCGUUACCGGUAUAGUCACAACUCUGGCCCAACUGGAUUACGAGGUGGACCCCAAGCCCACGGUGACUGUGGUGGCCACUGACGGUGGCAAGCCCCCCUUAUCCUCCACAGCGGUGCUCAACAUUGUGUUGCAGGAUAUAAAUGACAACGAGCCUGUCUUCGAGAAAAAUUUCUACAAUGUGUCCAUUAAGGAAAACACUUCGGCUGGGACCUGCUUCCUAGAGGUUACAGCGACCGAUGCCGAUGGCGGUUCCUUUGGGUCGAUCUCGUACUCCCUGGGUUCUGUGAUGGGAAGCACAGCCCAUACUCAAUUCACCAUCGGCAAAGAGACGGGUCAGAUCUGCACAGCGGUCGCCUUGGACCGGGACCAGGGUCAAUCCGUCUAUGAUUUCACUGUCACCGCUGUGGAUGGGGGCGGCCUGAACUCGGUGGCCUACGUGCGCGUGGACCUGCUCGACGUCAACGACAACCGGCCCACCUUCUACCCGCUCCAGUACUCCGUCAACCUGAGCACGCAGAGCGCGCCGGGCACCUCCGUCGUCAAGGUGAUCGCGCACGACCCCGACGCCGGCGUCAACGGACGGGUGACGUACCGCGUGCUGCCGGGAGGGGGCUCGCCGUUCUUCACGCUCAACAAAGACACAGGUGUCAUCUCGCUCUCCCGCUCGCUGCAUGGAAAAGCCAACACGGUCAUCCCCAUGGUGAUCUCGGCGCAGGAUGGGAGUGGCCUGACGGCGCUGGCGAACGCACGGGUCAACAUCAGCGUGGUGGCCGGCCUGGUGGCGCCCCCUGUGUUUGAGCAGGCAAACUACUACUUUACCGUCACCGAGGACGCACUGAGGGGGACAGAGGUGGGAGUGGUGCGGGCCAACACCAAGAUUGGUCCGGCGAAGGACAUCUCGUACACCAUCAGCUCCGGCGACCCCACGGGCUACUUCACGGUGGACCCCGAGACGGGGGCUCUGCGGACGGCCCGUCCGCUGGACCAAGAGGUGCAGCAGCAGCUGGAGCUGGAGGUGCAGGCGCGCAGCGGCAACCCGCCGGCGUUCGGCCGGACGCGGGUGCGCGUGACGGUGAUCGACGUCAACGACAACGCGCCCGUCUUCCUGCCCUCGUCGUCCGAGUCGCUCCUGCUGGCCGAGGGCACGGAGCUGGGCUCCGUCGUUUACCGCGCCCGGGCCGAGGACCGCGACACCGGCGCCAACGGGGCGGUGAUCUUCGACCUCCACGUGGUGGCGCCCGCCGGUCAAGCGCCACCCUCGCCGCCGCAGCAGACGUUCAGCAUCAACCGCGGCAACGGCGAGAUCCGGCUGACGGGGCGUCUGUCGUACGAGGCGGCGCCGCGGCACGACCUGCGGGUGAUCGCCAAGGACGGCGGGGCGCCGCAGCAGAGCGCCACCAUGACGCUGGUGGUGCACGUGCAGGCGGAGAACGCCCAGGGGCCCGUCUUCGACACGCUCACCUACCGCGUGGAGCUGCGCGAGGGCACGCCGCUCAACACGCGCUUCCUGCAGGUCCGCGCCCUCGGCCGCGACGCGGGCACCGCCUCGGCCUCGUCCUCUUCGCCCGCCUCGCCCCUGGCCUACCACCUCCACCCGGACGGCGACGCGGUGGGCUUCGGGAUCGCGCCCGACAGCGGCUGGCUGUUCGUGAAGGGCGCGCUGGACCGCGAGGCCAAGGAGAUGUACCUGCUGACCGUGGUGGCCACCGCGGGCCACGGGCAGCUGAAGAAGACGGGCAGCGCCACCGUGCGCGUGUCCGUCACCGACGAGAACGACAACCCGCCGCGCCUCUCGCAGGAGCGCGCCUUCCUGGCCGUGCGGGAGAACCUGCCGGUGGGGAGCGGCUUCGGACGCAUCUCCGCCACCGACCGCGACGCCGGCCUCAACAGCCGGCUCAGUUACCGGCUGCUGCAUUCUGACCGCCACUUCCAAAUCAACUCACAGACAGGUGAGAUCAGUACCCGCACAGCGCUGGACCGCGAGCACCAGUCCAGCUACCAGCUGGUGGUGGUGGUGCAGGACGGGGGCACUCCUGCCCGCAGUGCCACGGGCACGGCCUUCAUCACGGUGCUGGACGAGAACGACAACGCCCCAUCUUUCUCUCACAGCCAGCCGGGUCGAGACAUCUUCCUGCAGGUGAUGGAGGGACAGCCAUCUGGAGUGGUCAUCGGGACUAUACAGGCCAAGGACCCUGAUGAGGGCGAGAAUGGAACUGUUGUCUACUCAAUGUCAGGUCCCCGCGCGGAGCGCUUCUCGCUGAACCCAAACACGGGCGAGCUGCGCUCCUCCUCGGCCCUCAGCCACUCGGACCGGGCCGAGUACGCCUUCACCCUGACCGCCACAGACCGGGGCCUGCCCCCACAGAGCACCAGCUGCGGACUGCGCAUCCAGGUCUUGAGCUCGAGCAAAGGCAAGGCCAAAGCCAACUCCAGGUCGGUGUCUCUCAUCUCCACUGAAGGGGCCAAACCGGGCUCCGUCGUUGGCUCGGUCAGGUCGCACGAGGCACAGGAACUUCCCGAGACUGGGCAGGUCACCUACACGGUGGUCGGCGGUACGGACCGCGACGGCACGUUUGUGGUGGACCGACUGACAGGAGACGUUUUCUUGGCGCGGGAGCUGGACUACGAGAGGGACUCGCGCUACUCGAUCCACAUUGAAGUGGUGGACUUCUCCUCGGCCCUCCCAAGUAGCCACAUGGUCCUGCUGGACAUCGACGUGCAGGACAGCAAUGACCACGCGCCGCACUUCCCCGAAGACCCCGUCACCAUCGUCAUCCCGGAGAGCACGGAGCCUGGCACGCCCGUGUACGCCUUCCAGGCCUCGGACGGAGAUGGCAGCGGGCCUAACAGCGAGCUGCACUACACCAUCCAGCAGCAGUGGCCGGCAGACCCAGGGUUCCUAGACCUGGACCCCAACACCGGGGUGCUCUCCCUGGGCAUGCCGCUGGACCACGAGACCACCUCCUCCCUGGUGCUGGUGGUGCAGGCCUCCGACUCGCCGCUCAACGCCAGCCAGCGCCGGUGGGGCUCGGUGACGGCUCGCAUCUUCGUCACGGACGAGAACGACAACGCGCCGGUCUUCGCCUCGCCCUCCGCCGUCAGUGUGAUGGAGGACCAGCCGGUGGGCUUCGUGGUGCUGUACGUCAUGGCGCGCGACGCCGACCAGGGCGAGAACGGACGCGUGUCCUACCGCAUCCAGACGGGAGACUCGACUGGAAAGUUCAGCCUGAACCCCGGCACCGGGUCUUUGUCCAUCCUCAAGCCCCUGGACAGAGAGGAACAGGACCUUUACAACUUGACCGUCAUCGCCGAGGACCAUGGGAUGCCCCAGCACUCCACCACGCAGGUGCUGUCGGUGCAGGUGAUCGACGUGAACGACGAGGUGCCCUGGUUCGAGGAAAGCCAGUACGAAGCCUUCGUCACCGAGAACCAGCCUGCAGGCUUCUCCGUGCUGGUGGUCUCGGCUUCCGAUCUGGACCAAGGGACGAACGGCCUGGUGACCUACGGAAUCUCCGGCGAGGACGGCUUUAGUAUCCACCCGACGACCGGAAUCAUCUCCACCAGCAAAGCCCUGGACAGAGAGACCCGGGAGCUCUACACUGUGACAGUGUACGCCAAGGACGGCGGACUCCCGCCAAAUUUUGCCAAAGCGACGGUGAAGAUCACAGUCUUGGAUGAGAACGACAACAGCCCAGUGUUUGGCAGGGUGUACUACAGUCUGGACGUGCCUGAGAACCAGGAGUCUGUAGCAUUGUUCACUCUGAGGGCCACUGACCAAGACUCAGGAGACAGUGGGGAGAUCACAUAUAAAAUCACAGAGGGUGACCCCAUGGGUGACUUCCGUCUGGAGAGAGGCACAGGAGUAUUGUCCACUUCCGGACCGCUAGACCGGGAGAAGAAGGCUAAGUAUGCGCUGACCAUCAUGGCCGUAGACCAGGGCACCCCACCUCGCAGCGCUAGCACAAUAGUAGAGGUCGCCGUCCUGGACAUCAACGACAACAGCCCACUCUUCCAGAGCAGCAGCUACACCAUCGAUGUCUCCGAGGACACGCCCGAGAGCUCGCCGAUGCUGGAAGUGACCGCCACGGAUGCCGACGAGGGCCCCAACGGCCAGGUCCUGUACUACCUCAGCAAGGAGGCCGAGGGCAUGUUCCUGGUGGACGAGCAGUCGGGUCGCAUAUUCACGGCGGCGCCGUUGGACCGGGAGAAGAAGGCCUUGUACGCCUUCCAGGUGUGGGCGGUGGACUCCGCCCCGGCCUCGCCGCGCAACUCCAGCGCCCAGGUGUCCGUGCAGCUGCUGGACGUCAACGACAACGCGCCGUUCUUCGUGCAGGACCCGCUCGUCAUCAACGUCUCCAGCGCGCAGGCGCAGGGCCACCGCACCCUGGCCACCAUGCGCGCCGAGGACAAGGACUUCGGGGCCAACGGGUCCGUGUUUUACCGCUUCGCCACGCCCGUCAGGGGCUUCGCCAUCAACUCGCUCACGGGGGCCAUCCAGGCCACGGAGAACCUGCAGGGGCUGACGCAGAGUCAGCGGACGCUGAUCGUGGAGGCCAUGGACCAGGGGAGCCCGGCCCAGUCGUCGUUCGGAGUGGUGGUGGUGUACGUGCGGGAGCAGCCGUACCGGGGCAUUCGCUUCUCACGGAACACCCGCGACGUGAGCCUUCAGGAGAACGCAGCCCAAGGUACUGUUGUUGUGCAGACUCAAGCUCAGUAUCCUGAUGGCUCCCGCAAUGGCAUCAGUUACAGCAUCUUCAGUGGCAACAAGCUCCAGUCCUUUGGAAUCAGUGCCACUAGUGGUGAAAUCUGGGUUCAGAGCUCUGUGGGUCUCGACUUUGAGGAGACGCCCAGGAUCCGUCUUGUGGUGAAAGCCGAGACUGCAUCCUCCAGCUCCUUCAUGGCUGUCAACCUGAUCCUUCAGGACGUCAAUGACAAUCUGCCACGUUUCCAGCUGCAGAACUAUGUGGCGUAUGUCAGGGAGGCACAAGGCUAUGAUCACCCCAUCAUCCAGGUAAUGGCAGAUGACCUCGAUCAGGGUCAGAACGGUCAGGUGACCUACUCCAUAAGGUCGUCAUCCAUGAGUGGGCUUUUUAAGAUCGACCCUUUGACCGGCAGCAUCACAACAGCUGCCAUCAUGGACAGAGAAAUCUGGACACAGACAAAACUCGUUGUCACAGCAACUGACCGUGGAACCCCCAGGCUGGCUGGCUCGGCCACCCUCACUGUCAUCGUUGUGGACCUGAACGACAACAGCCCCACGAUCCCCGUGCCCCGUGAGGUGCGAGUGCCAGAAAACACAAUGAUUGGCACGGUGAUUACCCAGGUAACAGGGAAUGACGUGGAUUCUGGCCCGGCCCUUUCCUAUUCCCUGCACCUUGAUUCCUACGCACAGGGGAAGUUCGGGAUACACCGAUAUGGGGGUGGGGUGUCCCUGACAGCUCCCCUGGACUUUGAGGAAAGGACCUGGUACACGUUGACCAUUCGCUCUUCAGACUCGCAGCAUUACAGUGAGGCGAACCUUACGAUCCUGGUGGAGGAUGUGAAUGACAAUGCCCCCACAUUUACUCAAGACCUCUACCAGGUGACGUUACCAGAACAUUCGCCAACUGGAAGUGCUGUCAUCACAGUGACUGCCACAGACAAAGACACUGGAGAGAAUGGAAAGAUCUCUUACAGAGUGAUGUCAUCAACAAGGGACAUUUUCUACAUUGAUCCAAACAAUGGUACACUGUUCAUCAACCAGAGAGCGGAGUUCCAGUCUGAUCGUCCAUCCAUCCUCGUUGUGAUUGAGGCUCAGGAUGGAGGCAACCCACCUCUGAGUGCCUUCACCACCGUCCAAGUCCGUGUGUCCGACGUCAACGACAACGCUCCCAUGUUCCAGCAGUCCGAGUACAGAACCACGGUGUCUGAGGACGAACUCCCCGGGGCCACCAUCCUGACCCUAGAGGCUGUCGAUGGGGAUAUGUCCUGGGAAAACAGCGGAUUUGACUUUGCCAUUGCCAGCGGGAAUACCGGAAAUGCCUUUCAGAUUGAGAGCAGCGUCCGCUUCCUGGAGGGCCGGGGUUUCCAGACGGUCGGCUCACUCGUGCUGGCCGAUCGGCUGGACUUCGAAGCUUUGCCCAGCUACAACCUCACCAUCGUGGCUUCUGACCGGGGCAUCCCCCAGCGCAGCUCCAGCGUGCCCGUCCUGGUCACGGUCACAGACGCCAACGAUAACCCCCCGGCCUUCAGUCGAGCGGAAUACAACGUGGUCCUCAACGAGAACGCAGCAGCGGGGACCGAGGUCUUGCGUUUGUCUGCCAUUGACCCGGACUCCAACCCCAGUGGAGAGGUCAACUAUGUGAUCAGCUCUGGAGAUGACACGGCCCUCUUCUCCCUGGACAAGCGGACAGGGGCGUUGCGUCUCAAGCGCUCCCUGGACAGCGAAAGGCAGUCAUCCCAUAUGCUCAUUGUCCAGGCCUCGGACGGUCGGGGUCACUUUGCCCUGGCUCCUGUCAUUGUGGAGGUCAAGGACAUCAACAAUAACAAGCCCUAUUUCCCCUUAAAAAAGCUGACGGCAAGCAUUCGUGAAAACCAACCACAGAAUGCUUUGGUCACCAUGCUUCAUGCUAUUGACCGUGAUAAUGGAAUCUUUGGCCGGUUGAAGUAUUUCAUGAUGGACAAAUCAGGUGAUGGGAAAGACUCAUUUUUAGUCAACCAGACCUCGGGAGAAAUAAGGGCCCGAUUUACAUUCGAUUUUGAAAAAGUGAACUCUUUCAGCUUUGUGGCCAUAGCCAUGGAUGCGGGCAACUACUCGGCCUCGGUCACAGUCCAAGUGUACGUGACCGGCGAGGAUGAGUACGAUCCCGUUUUCACCACGUCAGAUCUCGCAUUUCACGUGCCCGAGGGAGCCAAGAAAGGACAGAGCAUCGGUCAGGUUCACGCAAAAGACGAAGACAGCGGCGUCGACGGUAUCGUUCUGUACUCCCUUGCCGACAACUCACCCUACUUUGAGGUCAACACGUCCACAGGGGUGAUAUCGCUGAAAAUGGACAGUUACAGCAGACACCUCAGCCGCUCCAAGAGGGAAACUCGUCAGAUGACCCUGGACGUGACAGCCCACAGCCCGUUGGAAACCUCGCGGGUGACCACCGCCAGGCUAACCGUCGAUGUCACACACACAGCUUUCGGCCUGGCCACAGAUGUAAACAUGCUGCUCGUUAGCAUCAUAGCCGUUUCCCUGGCGAUGGUCAUCAUCUUGAUUGUAAUAGCCGUGGCGUUGUUCUUGUUCCGGUCCAGACGUCAGAAGGAGAGAGAGGAACGCGAAAGGAUGUCUAAUUCGGGCACUGUAUUGCAGAAGCUCGAGGAGACCAAAGUUGAAAGAAACGACCGAAUAUAUCACCAGACACUGCCUGGUUACGCACCGGAGACCCGGGUGGACCCGGGAACCGGAGGGGGUCCCUACACCAGGGGCGGAUCUCUGGACCCCUCCCACUCCAGUGGACGUGGCUCCGCCGAAGCAGAGGCCGCCGAGGACGACGAGAUCCGGAUGAUCAACGAGUACCCGCGAGUGUCCAGCAUCUCCUCCUCCAUGCAGGAGCACAUCUCCGCCCGUGGGCCGGACUCCGGCAUCCAGCAGGACGCAGAUCAGCUCUCCGACAUCUCCUGCGAACCAGGGAUGGACGCCAAUCAGUGGUUCAAAGGGAAAAAGCUGGGAAGCUUGAGCGGGACCCUUUUGUCCGGCCAGCUCCCUGUGUACCGAGACGAGGGCGGCGGUUACUUGGGAGUGGGACGGGGGCUCAGCAUCUCCCACCCCAAAGACUAUGCGUUCCCAGAGGACGGGAAGCCCGCCGUGGACGGCUCCCUCACGGCCAUCGUGGCCAGCGACGAGGAGCUGAGGGGCAGCUACAACUGGGACUACCUCCUGAACUGGUGCCCCCAGUUCCAGCCUCUAGCCAACGUCUUCACCGAGAUCGCUCGACUCAAAGAUGAGAGCGCUCCCCCUAACCCGCGGAGGCCCUUCCAGCCAAAGGCCAAGCCCGACCCCAAACCCAGGAUCGACCCUCCGCCACUCAUCACCAACGUGGCCCAUCCGGGGGCAAAAACAGUGCCCGUAAAGCCCGCGGUGGGUCGGACUUUCCCUCAGCUAGCCUCCCUGCGGCGGUCACCGCUUAGCAACGACGGGUCCAUCUCGUCGGUGGCCAUGUCGCCCAGCUUCUCCCCGUCCCUGUCCCCACUUGCUGCUCGCUCCCCAGCCAUAUCGCCCUUCGGGGUCACACAGGGGCCCCCGGCCUCCCUCAUCAGCACCACAGAGCACUCUCUAGAGCACAGUGAGGAGGCUGAGCUGAGGAUCUAGACUCUUUGGAGCCUCCUCUCUCUCAUUAGGACCUAAUUCCCCUACAGGAGCAGUAGCGCCGACCAAGCCCAACUUUGAGCUGCAACUCAGUGCCCAAUGUGGAUGCCAUAGCUGGUGUCUGACUAUGUUGUUGCCUCACUGGCUGGCCAGAGAGUUGAAGGGCAAGGUGUCCAAUGUGGAUAUAUGUUUGGAAAGAGGACUAUCGGACUCCAUUCUUAUAAACUUUCAAUAGACAUGCCUUUUGUUUGCACAUUGAAAUAGAGGAGCAAGCAUUGAUGUCAAUUUUUUACAUGAACACUUUUUUUGUAUUAUAUAUUUUUGUACUGAUUUGUGUUGUUUUUUUUGUUUUGUUUUUUUUCUUGACUAGAAAAAUGACAUUCCUCUUGUCAAAAGGUUGUUAUAGCCUCGAUUAUAUUUGUAUAUCUGUACAUUUGUGACUGUAAUCUUUGUACUGUAUGUUUUGUGUUAGCCCACAGAAUUAAAUAUUAAUUCACUAAUGUUUUCUAAUAUGUCCAUGGAAAGAAGAUGCUCUUAACUUUUAUUUCAUACAUUUGGGGGGAAUUUGAUUUGUGUCUCUCUUGUAAAUAUGUUUACCACUAGAGAGAUGUAUUUGCUGGAAGAACAUGUAAGCUGCAUUUUGUAGUAUUGUUUGUUUGUACAAUUGUUUUCGGAACUUUGGUGACAUGCUGCUUCCCUUUUACUUUCACCCUUGAUUGGGUGACACAUUCAGAACAAAAACAAAAAACUGGUAUCCUCAGUUGACCAGAUCUCUAAACACCUGAAACUACACUUUCUUGUCAGAUCACGUUUAAAGAAUAAAGCCAACAAAUGCAAAGUGGAGAUGGGUAGGUUUUGGUUCGUUUCAGAACUGUAGUUGGCUGAAGUAUGACUGCAGGCUUUGAGUUAGCAUGCAAGAGAAAGAGAGAGAGAGAGAGAGAGAGAGCUAUUUGAGGGGAAAAGUAUGUCCAGACUUUCAUAAUUUAACUACAUCGCUUAAAGGGUCUUUACUUUUACAGCUAAUGGCAGCUACAUUAUGAUUGAAAGACUUUAAACUCACCGCCCCAACGUACACAGUGUGCAUAACAGCCUAUUAGCACAUAAUCGCUCAAACAAAACACCACAUUCAGAUUCAGAAAGCAUAAAUUGGAAAUGACAGCUCUGGUUUUCAACUGUGGCCUGAUCCAUGCAAUCGAUAUCCAACUCACUCUUUGUACACAGAAAACACCAAGUUGAAGAUUUGCAGAUGCUUGGAAGAAAUCGAUUUAUCUGUUUAGGGGGAGAGAGCGCUGAAGUGCGUAGAACAGUGCACACGCCAGAAGUGCAUAUUUAGUAAUGUUAUGAAGGUGGCCGAAUACUCAGUCUGUGAAAUAUUAAGCCAUUAACAAAGGAUUGCAACUUAGUUUCCCAGUAUUUUUUUUGUGUAAAAUGAUGCCCUUUUCAUUUUCUUCCAAGGCCAGACAUUUCUGAUGACCAGAGUUUUCUUUUUAAUUUGUUAGGUUUAUUGCCUUAACAUAAAUGUGAUGCCAUAGAUUGCCCUUGAGUGAAUUCAAAGCCUGUCUCAUUUAAGCUAAAUCUUUCAUUCAGUUCCUUCUAAGACCAUAUCUUAUCAUAAGUCAUGUUAUACCAUUGAAAUGCCUUAGGUUGUAUAAUCAGAUCUCACUGUCACUAUGGAAACAUUUUGGCUAUAUGUUUAUUUCCACUAUAAUCUGUAUAUCGUUGAUGCCAGAAAGAACAGAGAAGUUCAUUUUGGGAAGUUUCUGGAAACGUCAGUCAAAGACCCCAUGUGUACAGUUGUAUUUAUUGCUACAAAGGCUUUCUGCCAUGUACAGAAUCUGGAAAUAUAAUCGUCUUAUAUUUCUUCUGGAAAUGAGUUACAAAAGAGUUUUGUACUGGCAGCUGUUUAAUUGUUAACAAGCAAGGUGAAAUAAAAAAGUAGUGGUAAAUGCCUCAAAGAAAAAAAUGAAGGAAAAACAGAAAUAAUUUGCUCAAGGUCAAAACUGGUUUUAAAGAAAGCCUGCUAUUGUCUACAUGUCCUCUUUUCUAUGUAGGAGAGCUUUCAUCUGUUCCAGCAAAAUGCUGAAAUGAUUUAAAAUUCACCUGUUUCCCGUAAUGAAAACAAACAAAAAAACAGUAACUGUGAAGUGUGUUUUAGAGUGGACUUUCUCUCUCUCUCUCUCUCUCUCUCUCUCUCUCUCUCUCUCCCUCCCUCUCACUCUCUGUCUCUCUCUAUCUCUCUCUCUGUUAUUCUGGUACAGUUUUUUUAAUACAACAAAUGUAGCAGUAGUUGGUACCUUGGACAGAAAUGUUCAUUCACUCAUGCCUUUGCCUUUCUUUUUAUUUCCUUGUUUCAUUUUUAAUUGGAAUCCACAACCUAUUCCCCGCCUGAACUCCACAAUACCCCAGUGGAGGGAAAAAAAGUUGUUUUAUUUG
Molecule: messenger RNA, 12531 nt
Organism: Sardina pilchardus (European sardine)
Lineage: Eukaryota; Metazoa; Chordata; Actinopteri; Clupeiformes; Clupeidae
Product: protocadherin-16-like
Exons: 21
Coding region: 1-10101 (3366 amino acids)
Biological process (GO): homophilic cell-cell adhesion
Cellular component (GO): plasma membrane; catenin complex
Molecular function (GO): calcium ion binding; cadherin binding
Source: RefSeq, a predicted model, not a curated record